Molecule: messenger RNA, 417 nt
Organism: Cooperia oncophora
Lineage: Eukaryota; Metazoa; Nematoda; Chromadorea; Rhabditida; Trichostrongylidae
Source: the annotation of a GenBank genome assembly
AUGAGUCCAGACGAAGAGAAAUCGAUGAUGGGAGAGGUGAAACUUCUGCAGAAGAUGCAUCAUCCGAUGAUAAUCGGCUACUAUGACUACUUCGUAUUUGAGAAUCAGCUCGCUAUUGUUAUGCAAUACGCUGAGGGUGGCACUAUGGAACGGCUUGUGCAAGAUCAGAAAGGAGUCAACUUUCCCGAGUCGCAAGUGCUGAAUUACUUUACUCAGAUUCUUAUCGCUCUUAACCAUAUUCACUCGAAAUCGAUCGUUCACAGAGAUCUCAAAACGCAGAAUAUCCUUUUGAACAGGAAGAAAACGCUUGUUAAACUGUCUGAUUUUGGAAUUUCCAAGGAGCUCACCACAAGAAGCCUUGCAUCGACAGUCAUCGGCACUCCCAAUUACCUCAGCCCGGAGAUUUGUGAAGGUUAA